Messenger RNA from Engraulis encrasicolus (European anchovy), 1535 nucleotides. It is a transcript of the gene prpf18, whose product is annotated as PRP18 pre-mRNA processing factor 18 homolog (yeast). Gene Ontology annotation, biological process: generation of catalytic spliceosome for second transesterification step; RNA splicing. The transcript has 11 exons. Gene Ontology annotation, cellular component: U4/U6 x U5 tri-snRNP complex; U5 snRNP; U2-type post-spliceosomal complex. NCBI's taxonomy places the organism in Eukaryota, Metazoa, Chordata, Actinopteri, Clupeiformes, Engraulidae. Bases 113 to 1168 code for a protein of 351 amino acids. The record is from RefSeq and is a predicted model, not a curated record.
CAAGGUGGCAGCACUUUUGCUUGACAGGCCAUACCAAAGAAGAAGUUCUUUUUAUAGUUGUUUUGUUGCAGGUAGUAUUUUGUGUCACACUUUCCAGUGUAAUCAUUUUAAAAUGGAUAUUUUGAAGGCUGAAAUCGCAAGGAAGAGGAAGUUAAUGGAAGAGAAGCAGCUCGUAGAUGACAACAAGAAGUAUUUCAAACGAUCAGAGCUUGCACGCAAGGAAGAAGAGGAUUAUUUCAAAAGAUGUGGUUACAAGGUUACUAUUGAAAAGCCGGUGGGACAGCUGGAGAAGAAAGAGGAGGAGCCAAAGCCGUCCAGUUCGACCAAUCCCGUUCUGGAACUGGAGUUGACAGAGGAGAAGCUUCCGAUGUCACUGUCUCGCCAGGAGGUGAUUCGCCGGCUUCGAGAGCGUGGGGAGCCAAUCAGGCUGUUUAGCGAGUCAGACUACGAGGCCUUCCAGAGGCUGAGAAAGAUCGAGAUCCUGGCACCUGAGGUCAACAAGGGUCUAAGGAAUGACCUGAAGGCAGCCAUGGAUAAGAUUGACCAGCAGUACCUGAAUGAGAUUGUGGCAGGAAAUGAGAACGGCGAGCAGGACUCACAGGAUGACCUGAAGGUGCACGAGGCGGACACCACCAUCGAAGAACUGGAGGCUCUGGGUGAGUCCCUUGGUACCGGAGAUGACUAUAGGGACAUGGACGUCAUUGAAAAAGUCUUACGGUUCUUACUAGGUGUGUGGGCCAAGGACCUCAACUCCAGGGAGAAUCACGUGAAGCGCAGUGUCGCGGGCAAGCUGGCCAGUGCCACGCAGACACAGACGGAGGCCUACCUCAGACCUCUCUUCAGGAAACUCACCAAAAAGACCUUACCUGGAGAUAUCAAAGAAUCCAUCACAGACAUCAUUAAGUUCAUGCUGCAACGGGAGUAUGUAAAGGCAAACGAUGCCUACCUGCAGAUGGCCAUCGGCAAUGCCCCCUGGCCCAUUGGGGUGACCAUGGUGGGCAUCCACGCCCGUACGGGACGAGAGAAGAUCUUCUCCAAACACGUGGCACACGUGCUUAAUGACGAGACGCAACGCAAGUACAUCCAGGGGAUGAAGAGGCUGAUGACCAUCUGCCAGAAGCAUUUCACCACAGACCCCUCCAAAUGUGUGGAGUACAACGCCCUCUGAUGGCAGCACAGAAACCAACGCCCCUUUUUGGCUGUCAUGGAUGGACAUGUGUAAAUAAAUACAGUACAUGAGGAUUCGUUCCUCGAGUCAAUUUAACAUGCAGUUUACUAUGCGGUAUUGUCAUGCCAUUCACUUCAGAAUAGACAGAAAGCAGUGGACUACAGCAAUUGUAUGCGUGCGUGUCUGAGAGAGAAUAUUGUGAAUUGACUUUUUAUGGAUGAGGUGUUUAAGUUUUAUUAUGCAGAUCUCUACAAAUUGUGUGUAACGACGGAUGGGUGUGCGUCUGUAUUCGUAGUCCAAGGACUUUUUUGCCAUCAUGAUGUUCACCUUUUUGCAUUUGUGUUUUAAUUAAACGUUUUCAAAACAA